AUGUUCCAGCCUCAACCCACACCUUUCGCCUCCUCCAGCUUCGCGUCCUAUGGCCUAGCUUCAGACCUGGACUUUGGCUUUCCCGUGUCUGCUGGAGGUGGAGGUGCUGGCUUCUACAACAACCCGCCGCCGCCUGCUCCAUCAUCACAACUUCCCCAGUCGUCGCAUGCACUCCAAUCGCAAACACAGCAACCGCGCCUUGUUCAGCAGCAGCAGCAGCAGCAACAACAAAUUCCUCGACAGCAACAACUCCUCUCUUCUUCUUCUUCCCCCACUGCAACCGCGCCAUCCGUAUCCUCGCCCUAUUCCUCUUCACAAAACUCCACCUCCAACGAAGCUUCUUCCUCGCCAACUCUAGCGCAAGCGCCGCAAAGUCACCGUCAUCAACAGCAGCAGCUUGACAUUCUACAGCAGACGCAGUACGCUGCACAACCUCCUGUCGUGCUCAAGAUGGAGGAUCAAGGCCAACACGAUAUGGCCGCGCAGCAGGCUGCUGCAGAGGAUUAUCAGCCUGUUCUUGAGGGUCUCGCAGUAGGGAACAAAGUCUCGAGCGAUAUCAUCACCCACGAGUAUGCCAAAGCCGAUCCCGUCUAUGUCGAAAAGACAAUCUCUCUCCCCCAAACCUACUCACACUUCCGCCCCAUUCAAGGCGAUGGCAACUGUGGAUGGCGAGCAAUUGGCUUCAGCUACUUCGAGAAACUCGUUGAGUCGGGGGACCAGGCCAAGAUCGAGGGCGAGGUGGCACGUCUUAUGAGCAUGAACCAUUUGCUGGGCUCUGUUGGUGGCUAUCCAUUCUACGACGACUGGUCAGAUGAGAUGUUUGACUUUUUGCGCGAAGUCGCUCAGAAUGUCGCCAACCCUCAGUAUGCGCACUCAUUGAUCCAAGCCAAGUGGAACGACCCUGUUGUGUCGAGUAACAUCAUUUACUACCUUCGUCUACUUACAGCGACUUACCUCAAGCUCAAUGCUGCCAAGUUCAAUCCUUUCGUUUCGGAUGCAGGUGGUGUUGAAGCCCACUGCCGGCAAGUCGUCGAGAUCCCUAACCGCGAGAUCGAGCACCUUGGCGUGUCCGCCUUGGCCGAAGUCCUCCUCAGACCAGCCAACUUUGUACUUGAGAUUGCCUACCUCGACCGUAGUGCAGGUACUCAUGUCAACCAGUACCGAGUGCCCGAUGAGCUUAACACGCAAGACGCCAGCACACUCGGCCCCAGCAUCUAUCUGCUCUACCGACCCGACCACUACGACAUCCUGUACAAAGCACCCACCAUGCAGGUGCUUCGUGUCAGCGGCUUCACCCACAACACUAACAUCACGACCGAACAAGCGGAUCUCGGACAGUAUUCGACCAUGAACUUUGAUGCGUUGUCUAUCAUCCCGGGCUUCAGUAACACAAUGGGAGGGCUUGCGCAGCUCGCACCACCUCCAGCCAGUUCGGCCCCAGAACAAUUCUCGCCUGUGCAACAGAGCCCAUGGAUGUCAUCUUUCCCCGAGCCUUUGCCUGCUACGACACCGAGAGUAGCGCCACCGCAGCCACCACCCAUCAUGGCAUCUCCUCAGCCCCCAACCCCACCGGCCUCGAUAUCGGGAAGUUCUGCGAUUGCGCCCAGUCCCGCGAUGCUACCUGCGCCUGGUCCAGGACCUCAGAAUUCGCUCCCCAUGCGAGGCGCUUCGAGCUAUCACAUCCGAUUCAGUCCUGUUCAGCUCGACUACGACGAGGGCAAGAACAAUUUCCCGGAAUCGACGUACCAAGUGACGACCAACACGUUUAAGAACAGUAUUUGGAACCGAGCUCACUACUGCAACCCCAACUUUCACCCCGAGGAGUGGAAUCCCGACGACGAGCACACGGACGGGAGAGUUGGGAAUAAACGAAAGCCAAAGAAGGAAGCCGCCUAG
Fusarium tjaetaba is the source of this 1896-nucleotide messenger RNA. Its product is annotated as ubiquitin thioesterase otubain. Lineage: Eukaryota; Fungi; Ascomycota; Sordariomycetes; Hypocreales; Nectriaceae. Bases 1 to 1896 code for a protein of 631 amino acids. The transcript is spliced from 4 exons. Gene Ontology annotation, molecular function: ubiquitin binding; cysteine-type deubiquitinase activity. Gene Ontology annotation, biological process: protein K48-linked deubiquitination. Gene Ontology annotation, cellular component: nucleus. The record is from RefSeq and is a predicted model, not a curated record.